Molecule: messenger RNA, 288 nt
Organism: Vicia villosa (hairy vetch)
Lineage: Eukaryota; Viridiplantae; Streptophyta; Magnoliopsida; Fabales; Fabaceae
Exons: 1
Coding region: 1-288 (95 amino acids)
Source: RefSeq, a predicted model, not a curated record
AUGGUAAACGGGCGUCCCACAAAGGAGUUUGUGGUGGGCAAAGGUUUGAGACAAGGAGAUCCUUUAUCUCCUUUUCUCUUUGUUUUGGUGACGGAGGGAUUGACGAGAUUAGUAAGAAAGUCGAUUGUCAAUGGGGAUUAUGGUGGUUUUGCUUUUAAUGGAAGAUGUAAAGUGGAUAUUUUACAAUUUGUGGAUGAUACUCUUAUGGUUGGGGAAGCAUCUUGGAAGCAAGUUUGGGCUAUUAAGACGGUGUUGAAAGCGUUUGAAUUGGUUUCGGGCCUUGAAUAA